CGAGCAACAAACAUCGACCAGCCAGACAAACAGACAGAAGAGAGAACCAAGGAUGCAUGCAUAUCUCUUAGCAACACUCCUGCUUCAUCACAUUCUAACAGGUGUGAUGGGUGUGAGCCAACCCGAGACCCGAGUGUACGGCAACGUCGAUGGCAACGUCACCCUACCCUGCGGCCACAGCAACCCUCUCCCACAAUGCUCCUGGCUGUUCUGUGAGAGCAACUGCCGGCAGCAUCAUCUGCAGGUGAAAGACGGGGAGGUCCAGCAGGACACGCAGCGGUCCAAUCGCACCUCGGUCGGCUCCAACUGCUCGCUCCGCCUCAGCCGCCUUCAGCCCGGAGACGCGGGGAUGUACUUUUGCUAUCCUAACGGCAGUGAACCCAAGGCUGUUGUGAACGUAUACCUCUCCCUGCUCACCGUGUCCACCACCAGCCCACUGAGCCAGCUGAAGCCUGGCGGGAGGCUGGCCCUGAACUGCUUGCUCCACACCUACCACGACCCCUGGAACUGUCUCUCUCACAACAAAAACCGCUCCUUCCUCUUGAGCUGGGGGCUGGGCCAUCACGGCUCCACCCUGCCAGACCACGCCAGGUUUGCGACCCAGGCCGCCCGCUGUAACGUCACCCUGUUUGUGACCCUGCCCCAGGAGGAUGAGGGGGCGGGGCUUAACAUGAGCUGGCGCUGUCAGGUGACCAGCCUUACAGAAAGCGACGUGGUCGAGAGCUUCCUGGACGUGAAGGCCAUCUUCUUCCUUCACAGCCCCACGCCGGACAGAGCCAGGAAGGAGGUGGGUGGUGGGCUGCGGGGAGCGGAGCGCUGCGCGUGGACGUGGGACCACCUGGUCCCCGCCGGCCGCAUGGUCCUGUUCUGCGCGGCUCAGCUAGCCGUGGUGGGCGCCGCCGUUCACCUCGGUUGUAGGCGGUACCGCGGGCGGCGCUCACCACGGGUCCGCGCUGGUUUGUAGGUUUCUCUCAGCCUCCUUCUACGUGUCCUCUAUGAGAAGAACCUUCAGGAUCAGGAUUUACCGUGAGCUUUGUUCAUCCAUCUAAUGUAGGCUGUUUAUCUCUAUCUAUCUAUCCAUCUAUCCAUCCAUCCAUCCAUCCAUCCAUCCAUCCAUCCAUCCAUCCAUCCAUCCAUCCAUCCAUCCAUCCAUCCAUCCAUCCAUCCAUCCAUCCAUCCAUCCAUCCAUCUCUCUAUCUCUCUAUCUCUCUAUGGUCCAUUUGUCUUCCAGCAACCAAGUGGGGGUUUAUUUAGCAUGUUGUAAUUCUUAUUCAAAUAAAAAAAAUAAUCGACCAGAGAUUAUCCUCAA
This is a messenger RNA of Gadus macrocephalus (Pacific cod), 1309 nucleotides long. RefSeq lists its product as uncharacterized. Gene Ontology annotation, cellular component: external side of plasma membrane; membrane raft. The coding region runs from base 53 to 964 and encodes 303 amino acids. Lineage: Eukaryota; Metazoa; Chordata; Actinopteri; Gadiformes; Gadidae. The record is from RefSeq and is a predicted model, not a curated record. The transcript is spliced from 3 exons. Gene Ontology annotation, molecular function: MHC class II protein binding; protein tyrosine kinase binding. Gene Ontology annotation, biological process: T cell activation; interleukin-15-mediated signaling pathway; positive regulation of ERK1 and ERK2 cascade.